UUAUCCACUAUUUUUGUACUACGAAUUAAAUCACAACUUGGCCAAAAUGAGUGAUCCGGAAAACGACUCGAAGGUGAGACGGGGUCCCAAACACAUGCGUCUGCGCUACUACACCUCCUACGAGGAGGCGACCAUCGUCAAAGUGUGGCGCGAGCAUCUGCACGAAAUAACUUCCUACACGGAGAAUCUAUCCAUAUUUCGAGAAAUAGCCUUCGGAUUGCAGCAGCAUCGCAUCCGGCUUAACAAGCAGGAGGUGCGGCGUCGUAUCAGCAGCUAUCGCAACAAAUACCUAUUGGAGCGCAGUCGGCUAGAAAGCGAUCCGCAGUAUAAAUCCGAAUGGCGUCUCUUUCCGCUCAUUGACUGCCUGUUCCAGACGGGUGGAACGGCCGCCACGCCCCCAAACGUUGCCCAAACGGAACUAAAACGCAUCGAGCAGCUGGAGGCGAAUGUGCGCCAGGAGCUGACCAACUUGCCCCGCUUCAGUCGCCAUGAUUGCAAAACCAUCAAAUUCAAACAGGAUCCGAAUGGUUGUCCAUUCCUCGAUGUGCAGCAGCAAGAGCAGCAGCCACUGUCCUUCCACUACGCCCACAUCAAGACUGAAGUGAAACAGGAACUGGAUAUAAUUCCAACACUGCCCGAGGAGAAACGCUUCCCGUUGAUGUCAGCGAAUCGCAUCAAGCAGGAGCCACAUCUGCUGCCGAUGUCAGCCUCGGAGCAGUCGCCGUCCACCAGCCUGGACUCGAAUCCGGCGUGCUAUUCGCGACGGACGCGUCGUCGCAUGAUUAUGCCGCGAUCGGGAAGCAUAACGCUUGCUCAGAUCGAGCAGCUGCAGAAAGAGAACGAGCUACUCAAGGAGCAGCGGGACAUGGAUCUGGCCGAUCUGAAGCUGAUGGAGCGCGAGUACCAGCUGCUGGAGCAGAAGUUGGACAGCUGCCUGCACCGGAAUGAGGUCCUGCUCAACUAUAUGGAUACGUAUCUCGUCAAGCGAGGAACUAUUUAGAUUGAUUUUUAAUCAUAGUUUAAGUUAGAAUUAUCUCCGUUAACGGAAAUGGAAAUAGAAAUGAAUCUGAGGUUUAUUUUCGAGCUGCUUCCAAAGAAACCUUUUUGAUCUCCAGCGCUCACUUCUUAUUUAAAUUUCUUUAAUUACACAAAAAAUCUGUUAGAAAAA
This is a messenger RNA of Drosophila grimshawi, 1168 nucleotides long. RefSeq lists its product as uncharacterized. Gene Ontology annotation, biological process: positive regulation of DNA-templated transcription. NCBI's taxonomy places the organism in Eukaryota, Metazoa, Arthropoda, Insecta, Diptera, Drosophilidae. Gene Ontology annotation, cellular component: nuclear body. The record is from RefSeq and is a predicted model, not a curated record. The transcript has 2 exons. The coding region runs from base 47 to 1000 and encodes 317 amino acids.